ACCGGGGUUCACUACUUCCGGUAUUAGGACGUGUAUUUCCGGUCUCAGUGACGUGCUGACAGUAGUCAGACUCUUACCCUCUGUUAGCUUGUGUUAGCCGCAGUUUAGCCACAGUUUCCGGGUUCUGAGCUCACCUCGUGCUCCGGUUCCGUGCACCCGGACCCUCCGUCCCUUCACCUGUCGGCUGGGAUCGAGACGGCUCCCGGUUCUGUCCGAUCCGGCUGCCUCCGGACUCCGCCUUUAGCCGCAGAGCUAACCCUGCUGCUAGCGCUGCUAACGGCUAACUGUGGCGUUCGUGGGUAAGCGAGAGAAACAACGACGAGGCCGCGCACAGGUGCGGCACUCAGGUCUUGACCUUCGCUCUGAGGACGCAGUAGCAGCCAUGUUGACCUAGAGUCGUCAUUGGCGGUGGUGAGUUCUGAGCACGAGCAGAAACGACGGGCAAUCGCAGCCAUGUCGGAGAACCAGGCGAACAACAAUAAUGUCCCGCUUAACAACAACAACAACAACAUGGGACCCAACCGCCUCCGCAAUCCCAACCUGAACCAGAACCCCCUCAUCAAUGUCCGCGACCGCCUCUUCCAUGCGCUCUUCUUCAAGAUGGCCGUCACCUACGCACGCCUAUUCCCUCCGUCCUUCAGGAGGGUCUUUGAGUUCUUCGUUCUGCUCAAGGCACUCUUCGUCCUCUUCAUCCUUGCCUACAUCCACAUUGCCUUCUCUCGCUCACCCAUCAACUGUCUAGAGGUGGUAAGGGAGCGCUGGCCCCGUGACGGCAUCCUGCGGGUUGAGAUCCAGAGAAACUCGAGCCGGGCACCCAUCUUCCUUCAGCACUACGACUCGGCGAGCCUCCAUGAUGAGCUGGAUGCCGAGGAGGAAGGAGGGGGGCUGGCGAUGGGCGGGCUCAGCCUUGCGAUGCUGCCCGACGAAGAAGUGGAAGAGGAGGAGAUGACUGUGGAGAUGUUUGACAACAGCUCAGUGCAGUUUGAGUUGGACAUCGAGCCCCGCCUGAAGCCAUCUCUGGUUGGUGCAGGAGGAGGAGGAGCUUCAGGAGGAGGAGGAGCCAACGACAGCCAGGACGUCUCGUUUAGCCAGACCACUAAAGGUAUGCAGCCGCUGCAGGACUCAGUGUCUGAGCUGGAGAUGAUGACCCGAGCAGUGUGGCCUCAGGAGGAGUACAUCGUGGAGUACUCGCUGGAGUAUGGCUUCCUGCGCCUCUCUCAGAGCACCAGACAGAGACUCAACAUCCCUGUCAUGGUCGUCACACUUGAUCCGAUGAAGGACGAGUGUUUCGGAGAUGGCUUCAGUCGUUUCCUGCUCGAUGAGUUUUUGGGCUACGAUGACAUCCUGAUGUCGAGCGUGAAGGCGCUCGCCGAGAAUGAGGAGAACAAAGGAUUCCUGAGGAACGUGGUCUCCGGUGAGCAUUACCGCUUUGUCAGCAUGUGGAUGGCCAGGACCUCCUACCUGGCCGCCUUUGUCAUUAUGGUCAUAUUUACUCUGUCGGUGUCCAUGCUGCUCAGAUACUCUCACCACCAGAUCUUCGUCUUCAUUGUUGACCUCCUGCAGAUGUUGGAGAUGAACAUGACCAUUGCCUUCCCAGCAGCCCCUCUGCUCACUGUCAUCCUGGCCCUCGUAGGCAUGGAGGCCAUCAUGUCAGAGUUCUUCAAUGACACAACAACUGCAUUCUACAUUAUCCUCAUCGUGUGGUUGGCAGAUCAGUACGACGCCAUCUGCUGCCACACAAACACCAGCAAACGCCACUGGCUCAGGUUCUUCUACCUUUACCAUUUCGCCUUCUACGCCUACCACUACCGCUUCAAUGGCCAGUACAGCAGCCUCGCCCUCGUCACUUCCUGGCUCUUCAUCCAGCACUCCAUGAUCUAUUUCUUCCAUCACUACGAGCUUCCGGCAAUCCUGCAGCAGAUCCGGAUCCAGGAGAUGCUCCUGCAGAACCAGCAGGCUGGUCAGAACCAGACGGCUCUGCAGGAUAACCUCAACAACAACAUUGGCACUGCCGCCGCUGGAACGGGACCCGCCAAUGCCCCCCAACCAGGGCCGACCAGUGGAGCUGAGCCAGGGCCUCAGACAGAUUCCCUUCCGUCCCCUGCGGAAGGUGGAGCCUCAGGAAGCGGGGAGGUGAGGGCGGAGCUGAACUGGGUCGCUCACACAGCUGCCAUCCUCACUGAAGCCCUGACGUCGUCAGUGGAUGCGGGAGCCAGCAGCGAUCAGGGGCCAGCUGAGAUCAAUGUGGUGGCCGAGUUCUGGAUGGGAGGGGGAGCAGUAGGAGGGAGGUCCUUAGGUGGGAGCGGAGCCUUUGGAGGUCAAGAUCCAAACUCUAUUUCUGUAGAAUUUAAACCUGCACCAGCUCCUCCAAUCACAGAGCAGCAUGAGGCGGGGCCCUCAGAGGAUGUGGGGCCCUCAAAGGCAGAGGGAGCCUUGGAGGAGGCAGGGCCCUCAGAAGAGUGCCCCUCCCACACAGACUGUCCCCCCUCACAGAGUGCAGACUGCCGGCAGCAGCCGUCCUGAGGCUACUGACAUCGCCUCACCUGUGAGACAGCUGAUCAGCUCAUUGAUCGAAUGAACAGGUUUUAUUUGAUUUUUAAACUCAUUGAUUAGCUUGAGGGUGGCGUCUCCCUGCAGGUCACGUGAACAGAGGGCAGGGAUGCGAUAAUUUAUUCUGCUGGGUUUUUUUUGUUUUUGUUUUGUUUUGUUUGUUUGUUUGUUUGUUUGUUUGUUUGGGGUUUUUUUUGUUUUUUUGGGGGGGUGGAGUAUGGAUGUUUUUUCCUUAGACGGUGUCUGAGGUUGGAGGUCCAUCACCAUGGAAACCGAAAGCAACACCCUGAACAAAUGAAGCUUGAAGCAGAAA
Molecule: messenger RNA, 2863 nt
Organism: Haplochromis burtoni (Burton's mouthbrooder)
Lineage: Eukaryota; Metazoa; Chordata; Actinopteri; Cichliformes; Cichlidae
Gene: tmem259
Product: transmembrane protein 259
Exons: 12
Coding region: 454-2523 (689 amino acids)
Biological process (GO): response to endoplasmic reticulum stress; positive regulation of ERAD pathway
Cellular component (GO): endoplasmic reticulum
Source: RefSeq, a predicted model, not a curated record